Hirsutella rhossiliensis is the source of this 1509-nucleotide messenger RNA. Its product is annotated as regulator of chromosome condensation (RCC1) repeat domain-containing protein. The record is from RefSeq and is a predicted model, not a curated record. NCBI's taxonomy places the organism in Eukaryota, Fungi, Ascomycota, Sordariomycetes, Hypocreales, Ophiocordycipitaceae. The coding region runs from base 1 to 1509 and encodes 502 amino acids. Gene Ontology annotation, cellular component: cytoplasm. The transcript is spliced from 5 exons. Gene Ontology annotation, molecular function: guanyl-nucleotide exchange factor activity.
AUGCCUGCGAAAACCAAGGCCGCGGCCGCAAGGCCCUCCACGACCCGGCAAGCCUCUGGGACCGCUGCCGUCAAGUCGACGACAAAGCCCACAACCAAGGCUGCCAAGGCGACGACGCGCACUGCCGCGUCCAAGAAGCGGAAGGCCGAGGAGGAAGCCUCUGCAGAGCCCGAGCCCAGGGCCAAGAAGCGCGCUCAUGUCGAGACUGGGAAAAAGAUCAACGACGCGCCCACCCAAGUCCUAGACAUUUACGUCUUCGGAGAGGGCAGCUCGGGCGAGCUGGGUCUCGGCAGCGGACGCAUCAAUGGCAAAAGACCCAUCGACGUGAAACGCCCACGGCUCAACGACAAACUUUCCGCCAAGUCUGUCGGAGUUGUGCAGAUUGCGUGCGGCGGCAUGCACGCAGUGGCCUUGACGCGCGACCACAGAAUCCUCACCUGGGGCGUCAACGACCAGGGAGCCCUAGGUAGAGACACUGCCUGGGAGGGAAAUCUCCGCGAUGCGGACAAAGAUGAGGGAUCCGACUCGGGGUCUGACGACGACGACUCGGGCAUCAACCCGCUUGAGAGCACGCCGACGGCCCUGUCCGACGAUGCGAGUUUCGCCCUCACUGAGGACGGGCGAGUGUAUGGCUGGGGCACUUUUCGCUCGAGCGACGGAGUCCUUGGGUUCACCGAGAAAAUCAGGGUUCAGGAAACGCCAGUGCUCCUGCCGACACUCAAGAACAUCAAGGCCCUCUCUGCCGGAUCCAACCACAUUCUGGCCCUGGACCACAAGGGCUACGUUCUUGCUUGGGGCUGCGGCCAGCAGAACCAGCUUGGCCGACGCAUCAUUGAGCGCAACAAGCUGUCGUCGCUGAUUCCACAGGGCAUCGGCCUACCCCGGGGCAAGAUCGUCAAAGUUGCCUGUGGUUCCUACCACAGCUUCGCCCUCGACAAGGACGGCAAUGUCUGGGGCUGGGGCCUGAACAACUUUGGCGAGAUUGGGGCGGAAGGCAACGCUGGCGAAGACGACGCCGUCAUCCUCAAGCCAGCAAAGGUUGAGUUCUUGGACAAGUAUGAGGUAACCGGCAUCGAUGGCGGCGUCCACCAUUCGGUGGCCUGCACCGACAAGGGCGAACUCCUCACCUGGGGCCGUGUCGAUGGAUUCCAAAUUGGCUUUGAGCCGGAUCAGCUCAAAAAGGACGAUGUCCUCUUCGACGAGCGCGGCGACCCUCGCAUUCUGAUCAGGCCUACUCCGCACGCCGGAGUCUCCAAGGUCGCGUCGGUGUCGGCCGGAACCGACAACAGCUUUGCCGUGACGGACGACGGCAAGGUCUACUCCUGGGGAUUCUCGGCCAACUACCAGACUGGCCAGGGUACCAUCGAGGACAUUCACACACCCACGCUAGUCGAUAAUUCGGCCAUCCGCGACAAGAAGAUCCUCGCGGCCUAUGCGGGCGGGCAGUUUUCCAUUCUCAUCGCCGCGGCCGAGGGGAAGCCCAAGACCAACGGUGUCAAUGGUCAGUAA